AAUUAAUGUAAUUUAAUUAAUAUACAAAAUGCAAUUAUUACUUGUCCAAUUGUUAAUAACAAGUUCAGUGCUCUCCAUUUAUGCAGAUGGUCAGUAUAGCUGUCGUGAGGCCAAUUUAACGAAUUGGAGAGAGCACCGAAGACAGAAGCGGUUUAUAAUAUUUACAGACGCAGGAGUAUGUAAGUUAACAACAGGCGUUUCCAUCCCAGUUGAUAGGAGUAUAAAGAAACCUUGGGUGCAGCUGGUUAUGUUAGUGAAUCUACAGUAUCAAUUUUCAGUUCCAAUUACUCCAAUAUACUGGUGGAAUGUGUGGAAGGAUCGCGCGCUGGUAGGCAAUUCCGAUACUCCGAUUAACAGCAAAGGAAAAUACGUGGAUUCAGCACAAAUUUUAAUUUAUAAAUUCGUUGUGGAAUUCAUGAACCAAAAGGGUUUACAUGGUGGCGCUUGCCUUAAGUUAGCGAUUUGUGAAAACGCACAAAUCGAUAAACAUGCCGGGGUUUAUGCCGAGAUACUGCAUAGGUUAUUAAUACCUCACCCAAGUGUGGAUGAAGUAUAUGUGGAUGCUUUCCGAAUGGGUCGACAUGGUGUAGACUGCAGAACUAAAUUUACAAAUGCGCAGAAUUGUUUAUUGGAUAAGUACACACAUGUUCGGGAAGAACUUCUCACGGGAAAUGUUAUGCAGAGUUUUAAGAUAUAAAUACUUGCGAAUAGGUAGAUGUAACAGCCUAUAUUCAAUAAUCCUUUUAUAAAUAUGGUGAAUAUUCCUCAGCAGUUAUCAAAU
This is a messenger RNA of Teleopsis dalmanni, 781 nucleotides long. RefSeq lists its product as uncharacterized. The transcript is spliced from 4 exons. Bases 29 to 697 code for a protein of 222 amino acids. The record is from RefSeq and is a predicted model, not a curated record. NCBI's taxonomy places the organism in Eukaryota, Metazoa, Arthropoda, Insecta, Diptera, Diopsidae.